AUGAUGUGUUUAAGAAAAUUUCUAAUAAUUAACUAUGCUAUAAUAAUAACUUAAUGUCAAUUUGCAAGUAUAAUAUAUCUAAUGUAGUUAAUGAGAAAAAUCAAUGUUUAUAAGAUCAAUUUUUAGAGAAGAAACAAAAUUGUUCGAAUUUAACAGAAUUAGAAAAAGGUGUUUUAUCUUUUAUGAUGAUGAAUUGUCAUUAUUAGAGAUCUGGAAGAAAGACUAUUGAUUGUAAUUAUGAAUUGAAUGAUUUACAAUAUUGUACAAAACAAUUGGAUUCAAAUUAUUGGUAAUAUUUAUAAAAUAUAAAUUUUAAGGAAUAUAUUUACUUAAUUUUAUAUUCUAAUUUAACAUUUCUGUUAAAUUUAAAUAUUGCGUUAUUUAUAAAAUAAUGUAGAAUCUAAAUUAUCUUUAAUUUCAAUAGAAUAGUAAUUUCUUAAUACAAAUUUGUAAUAUUUUGACAUUUAAUUUAGAAAAUAAUAGUCAUCAAUAUUUUCUGAAAUCCUUGCUACAUAAAAUGAAAUAUAAAAUUAGACUUAAGUAUUUCUUUAAUAUGUUGCUUCAUAAUAUAUGAAUUUUAAUAAUUANAGAAUUAGUAUAUGUUUGAUUAGAAUUCAUUUAAAACGUUACAAUUCAUAAAAAGUUAAAAGUAAGUCAGCGAAGAAAAAAUUGAAACAUCUUGUUAAUCAUACCAAUCAUUAGUUAAUCGAACAUUAAAAUCAGUACUAUCUCAGCGUUUCGAUAAAGCCACAAAUGUUUCUAAAAAAUCCUCACCAAGAACUAUUUUUUAAAAAGAUCGUUCUUGUACUGUUCGAACUAGGACAAUUACUUUAACAAAGAGAAAAACUAUGA
Molecule: messenger RNA, 852 nt
Organism: Paramecium primaurelia
Lineage: Eukaryota; Ciliophora; Oligohymenophorea; Peniculida; Parameciidae
Source: the annotation of a GenBank genome assembly